Messenger RNA from Vidua macroura (Pin-tailed whydah), 2775 nucleotides. RefSeq names its product ring finger protein 180 (gene RNF180). Gene Ontology annotation, molecular function: ubiquitin conjugating enzyme binding; ubiquitin protein ligase activity; metal ion binding. The coding region runs from base 120 to 1562 and encodes 480 amino acids. Gene Ontology annotation, cellular component: endoplasmic reticulum membrane. The record is from RefSeq and is a predicted model, not a curated record. The transcript has 5 exons. NCBI's taxonomy places the organism in Eukaryota, Metazoa, Chordata, Aves, Passeriformes, Viduidae. Gene Ontology annotation, biological process: norepinephrine metabolic process; protein polyubiquitination; serotonin metabolic process.
GCUGCUGCGCAACCCCUUCCCCGCCCGCCCGGUCGCUCCAGUGCCGUCGCCUCCUCCUCGCAGCCCCGCACGGCGCGGCCCGGUCAACAUACACAGCUGCAAAAUCCCAACUUGACAUAAUGAACAACCAAGAGGCUGGUGUUCUCUGUUGCUGGAGAUGUAGGAAAUAUAUAGCAAAUUCUGGUUUUUUUGCAAAAUGUAAUGGGAAAAAAACAUCCAAAAUAUCACAACCUUCAGCUGCUGCUCAGAAUUCUUGCAAUGUUUGGCAUGUGAGCUUAGAAGCCAUUCCAGAGUGGGUGAAAUGUCUCAUUGAAAAGGCACAGUGGACAAUUGGAAAACUGCAUUGUCCAUUCUGUGAGGCCUGCUUAGGGGGCUUUAACUUUGUUUGCAACAAAGAAUGUUCCUGUGGACAGUUAGUAAAUAUACAUUUCUUCAAAACUUGGACUGAGAAUCCAGUUAAAUUGUCAAAAUCAUCAGAGAAACAUUUGCUUCUCAAAAUUCAGUCUGGUUUUAACAAGGAUACCUGCCAUGAAGUGGUAACUGCAACUUUGGAAAUCAUAAAUCAAGGGCUUUCCUACACAGCUGGAAGUAAUAAUGGUGCUGGAAGAUUAACAGAAGUACUUUGUCUAGAAGAAAGAGCUCCCAGAUACAAGAUAGAAAGUAAAAAACUUCCCUUAAAGGCAUUAAAUCAAAAAAGAAAUCUCCCUUCUUCCUAUCUUAUAAAAGAUACAUGCACUGCAAAACCUUUUCACAGAAGAUCAUGUAGCUUGGAUUUAAAUAUCAGAGAAAGACUUGUUUUGUCAUCUGUGUUAUAUGAAACUUGCAGCAUGGGAACACUUUACUGUGGCCAAAAUGAAAAUCCAUCUGCUUACGUACAAGGGAGCUUGCAAUUAGAAUCCAGUAGGAAAGAUGGUAGUUCUUUCCAGUAUCUGUAUAGUUCCAGGGCUGACAUACUACAAAACAAAUUUCAAGUUACUUCUGUUACCACAUUACUACACGGAGACACUGAAAGUGAGUGUGAUUUUGAAGUUACUGGACAAUGUUCUGGGAGUGUCAUUGCUGAUGGGUCACCAUUUGUGAUGAAUCUUUCCUUGCCUGCAAGGGCUGUAGAAGACAAACAGUACAUCACACCUGGUGGUCUUGCGCAGCCUAUGAGCAUUUCCUUCAACCAAAAGCUGAGUAAAAGAGAAAGAAACAAGUCAAAAAGCCUGAGGAGAAAACGAAGAAGGCGAGAGCAAUGUCUACAGAAGCAAGUCACUUCAGGUUCUGAAAGGUGCUAUGAGGUCUCCCUGGAGCCUUUCCUCCAGGAUGAACAGCUCCAGCUGUCUGAGACUGUCCUCAAAGGAGAGAUGCUCCAGCCCUCUGAUCAACUUAGUAGCUCUGCUCUGAAGACCAGUGGUUAUUUCAGUGAGAUUACAGCUGGAGAAAAAUUUUUAGAGACUGGUGUGAGAACAAUGACAUGCUAUGGUGAGGCUGGAAGACCAGGGUAUGCUAAUUCAAAUUUAAGUUUGAACUGUUGCAAAACUAAGCAUGUCACAUUUUCCAGGCAGUAUUUUCUUUGAGAGUAUUGAAUACAGUGUAGGUACUUCAUUGGAGCACUAGGAAUCCUGGGGUAUUUCAAGAGAUGAAAAUGAUGAAAAACCCCAACAUUGAUAGAAUGAUCAUCUUACCCAGUUGCGAGAAUUUUCUUUUGUAUGUAUGUAUAUAAGUAUUUGCCUGGUGUAAACCACAAAUCAUCUACAAUUUGGAAGAUCGUAAUUUUAUGUAGUAUUUUCUCAGAUGCAGUAAAGAUGAUACAUUGAUUGUGGUAAUGUGGAACAGUCUGAAUUAUUAAUUUAGUUUCAUUUUACAGGUAAAAUAGUUUUUAAUUUAUUAUGCUAUAAAUUACAAUAUAUGCUUUCACAGAACUGUUAUCUGUCUUUGAAAGUUUUAAGUGAAUAUCUAAUUUUGAUACUCAUAAAUCAGUAUGCUCAAAACCUUUAUAAUCUAAAACUAAAAAUGCAUAUUAUCAGAAGUGUUUAAGAGGCUCUCAUUCAGGUAAUAGAUUUUACGUUUUAAGAGAUUCAUUAUUUGCUGGGUUACUGUUGCAAAUAUCUUUGGAGUAAAUAAUUUUAUUUAAAGCUUUAAUUUGCAAAUAACCUUUGUCGAUUGGGUAAAACAAAGUCACAUUUAACUGUCUAGGAACGUAGACAGUAGUUCUCUAUAAGGAUAGUUUCUAAUGGUAACAUACAUUUGUUUUGCUAUACUGAAAACUGAAGUUAAAACAGCUAUACUCAAACCUGGGAGAGCCUGUGUUCUCUGAGGAUUUUUCUGGAUUUUUUAUGCCUUGUAAAAAUUGUUGUAAUUUUUAACUGAAAUGAGUCAUAGUUCUUCUAAGAAUCUUGUUAACCUUUGAAUUCUUAAAAGAAUUGCAGCUCUAGAACAAGAAAUUAUACCAGAUAGCCAUAUGACCAUUUUUAUUAUACGUACAGCUACACAUUUUAUAAAAUAAUACUUGAUGGUAUUUUUCCAUUAAAAGUAACUUUUUUCAUUAUAAAGUAUUUUUUCCCAUUAUAAAGUAAUCUCAUUUGAUACAAGUGGAGAGCUAAAUGAUGGUAUUUUUUCUAUAAAUGAGUGUAAAGAGAGAAAUGAGCCACCUGCAUCUGUUUGAUGUUAGUGUGUAUACCUUUUAAACUUCAGCAAGAUUGUCAUUUUGAAAUACAGACCUAGAAAACUGUAUCAUUUUGAUUGUCAGAUUAUGUGCUUUUGUUGUAAACACAGAAAAAUAAAUGUUCU